CGUCUGUGUUCAGCUGUGAGACAAACAUGGAAUAUUUAUUAACAUGCAUGUUCAUUUCUGUUCCCUGCAGUAUUAAGUGUUUUAUAUAAAUCAGAGGCUUGUGUCCUGCAGACCCAUCAGUCUGAAGUUGGAUCCACUGAGGUGCUCCCUCCUGUGUAACAUCCAGUGCCGUAUUAAAGCAGGAUUACAGCAGGAGGACAUGACACUUACAUAAUGUCAAUAAAAACAUCGCGGCCGCCGCGUGCUCACAUUGGUGCGCGCGGCGCGGUGUCCCGGAUGGUGCUCGCACCGGAAGAGAAGGGGCAGCUCUCCCAGCCAUCUUGUGGCCGCAUCCCGCGAUUCGUUCGCAUCAAGCCUCGUAGAAUCGGAGGAGAAUCCCGCUGAAGGGGCGCCAUCAUGCCCGGACACCUGCAGGAAGGCUUCGGCUGCGUCGUGACCAACCGGUUCGACCAGCUAUUGGACGACGAGUCGGACCCGUUCGAGAUCCUGAAGGCUGCCGAAAACAAGAAGAAGGAGGGGGCCGCUGCGGGGUCCAACAAGACCGCGGCGCAGGCAGCCAAGCAGCCGAAGAAGGAGUCACAGAAGGACCGGAAGAACCCGCUGCUGGACAAGAAGGAGGAGAGCCAGCCCCCUGUCCCCCUGAAGAAAGAAGGAAUCAGGCGGGUGGGCAGGAGACCGGACCAGCAGGGCCAGCCAGGUUCCCAGCACCAGGGCGGCCAGGGCGAAGGGCGACCCGGAGACAAGAGGCCGGACAGGAGACCUCCCCGAGAGCGCCGCUUCGAGAAGCCCGCCGAGGACAAGCCCGAGGGAGCUGGCGAGUUCUCAGUGGACAAGUGGGUAGCUGUGAUAAAUGAUGAAGUGCAUAUUUAAACGUGUUGAUGAGCACUAGGCUGUCUG
Messenger RNA from Paralichthys olivaceus (Japanese flounder), 897 nucleotides. The record is from RefSeq and is a predicted model, not a curated record. Lineage: Eukaryota; Metazoa; Chordata; Actinopteri; Pleuronectiformes; Paralichthyidae.